AUGGUUUCUGUGGAACUAAAUGGAUGGGGUUUUGGCACUGGUCAUAGAAGGGGAGUACUCCCAGAGAUAAAUCAGAUAGGACGAGCACGAAAUAUCGAAGGAAAGGUGUCCAUAGCGCGGAGUCCCUGUAUUCCAGAGGAGGCUAAGCGUGCGUCCAAUGCUACCAAGAAUACCAGACCGACGAAGAAGGCAGAGAAACCGAGAUCUGAGCUCAAGAGAGAUUGGGAUGAUCAAGAUGUAAUAGGGAAAGGCCACCCAUGGCAGCAGUUUCACCGUGAUAUCAGUCAAGAUGCGCUGUACAGCGAGGACGCACCGUACAUGGAUGACCUCAUACGUGACCUGGCUACUGUUAAGAUUGUCAACGCGUCUCAGUUCAGAGGAGGGACGCAGCUCAAGCUCGACUUAAGACUUGCCGACGGUAACCGAGUCAUCGCCAAGCCUAUGAGAUUGUCAAGGGACCAUGUGUACAAGUACACUAGGGAGGAGCCUUUCUGGCUGGAACCUGAGAGACAUUAUGCAGAGAUUGCUGCCUUUCACCUUGAUAGACUCCUCGGAUUUAGGCGAGUACCUCCUUGCUCCGGUAGACGCGUCAACCUGAAGAAAGAAAUUCUUGGAAAGAGCGAAGACACAAAUCUACUCAGCACUGUCUUCAAAUCUGGUGGCAAUCUCUGUGUUAUCGGGAGUUGCAAACCCUGGUUCUGCAACCAGGACCAUCCAAGUUGCACCAAGGGGGAUCUGAUGGAGGUGGCCAUGUGCCAGUUCCUACCGACCUAUCAGGGCGGAAUCCCGGUGCGGGAGGUUGCAUAUCCCUGGAGCCAGGGGAUAAAAGAAUCCAAGGUGUGGAAAGGUAAAAACAUUUGCUUGGAUAUUUUGAAGGAUCCUGCCCGGCUGGAUGGCAGAUACUUACUAGACCUCAUAGAGCAGGGGAUAUUCGACUUCUUUCUUCGAAAUUACGACAGGCAUCAUUACUCCCAACUUCGCAAAUACCGGAAACUAGGCUGCGUACUACACGUUGAUAAUGGAAAGGGUUUUGGUAAUCCACUCGUAGAUGAUGACACAUUCCUGGCACCCGUCUACCAGUGCUGCAAGCUGAGGCGAUCCACAUACUUCCGUUUGAAAGAACUAGCCCGCCCCCAGUCGCGACUGAGCAACCGGCUAAAUGCUUCCAUGUCACAUGACCCAAUUGCACCUGUCAUCACUGAGGUCCACCUUCAGGCGAUGGACAGACGACUUGAAACCGUCCUGCGGACAAUAGACAAAUGUAUACGUAAUCACGGGGAGAGCAAUGUGCUUGUUGAACGACUGGAAUAACCUGAGACAUUAUGACGUCACGCUUUAUUUACAUUUGAGGGAACAUGUAGCUUUCAGCUCUCUCCCUACCUGGCUAGGUUUGAUAUAGUUGGAUAUGUUUUGUAUUAAAGGUGGGGCGCAUGCAAUGUAUUUUUUUAAUGCAAUCCUUGAAAAUGCACCUUUUUGUGCCAAUUAAACUUAUUUUCAAUUUUGGUUGUGCCUUUUUCAAGGGUAUCUUAGUGCCUUUUUGGUUUUUAUGCUAAUGCAAAUUUCCAUAUUCAUGAGCAAACGUGUGAUGUCCUUUUAGGCAAACCUCAAUGUUAAAGCUCAUUUCAGCACCAAAAGUUGCAAGAAAUUAGGAUAUUUUGCUGUUGUUCCUCCUUGUGUCGAUACAUGGCAGUAAGACAUUUUUUCUCACCAUGUUUUCUGUAUAUGAUGAUUCGGGCACAUUUAUCAGAGUCACUUGCCACAGUUUUAAGUCUCAACGGUAUCCUCGUUUCAAAUUUGUUCAUUACCAAUUCGUCGAUCGUACCACGAUCUGACCCAUCUCAGUUUUUGCCAUUUC
Molecule: messenger RNA, 1855 nt
Organism: Patiria miniata (bat star)
Lineage: Eukaryota; Metazoa; Echinodermata; Asteroidea; Valvatida; Asterinidae
Product: glycosaminoglycan xylosylkinase-like
Exons: 10
Coding region: 1-1311 (436 amino acids)
Biological process (GO): protein phosphorylation
Cellular component (GO): Golgi apparatus
Molecular function (GO): phosphotransferase activity, alcohol group as acceptor
Source: RefSeq, a predicted model, not a curated record